AGAAAAUAAAAUGUUGUUCCUCCUCUGGAUAUUGCUGGUGCUUCCUUUUUCGGCUUGGGUAGUUCGAAAACUCUCGCAAGUUGUGAGGCAUCCAAUUUUCACGAGGAAAAAUCUGACAAAUAAUCGACCAAUCGUUCUAGAUCGAAGAAAACGUAACGAAAUAUUGGCCAAUUCAUUUUCUCCGCAAAAAGUUGAGGGACAGCAAUUUGAUGCUAUAAUAAUCGGAAGUGGUCCUUCUGGAAUGUCGACCGGAUCUUAUUUGGCGAAAGGUGGAAAAAAGGUGCUCGUUUUAGAACAACAUGACACAGCUGGAGGGUCAUGUCACACUUUUUUAGACAAAGGCUACGAAUUUGACGCUGGUCAUCAUUAUUCUCCCUACAUGGAUCCGAAAAUACCGACCAGUGUGUUCAUUCACGCGGCAGUAGGCGGAAAUAUCGAUUUCAUUCAGCUGAUGGGAUACAGAAAGGAGAACCAAAUCACCACCAGCGAGGCUUUCAAAAGCAUCACGGAAAGAAGUCCGGACAUGAGUGUGGUUCUUCAGUUUCUGACGACGGAUCUCACCCCUGGAAAUCUCUGGUCAUAUCCACUCUGGGCUUUUGCAACAGCAAUUAUGAAAGGAGGAAGCGCAUACCCAAAAGGUGGAUCCUCCGAAUAUCCGUUCCAAAUGGGCUGUGAAAUAGUUGAACGAGGAGGGACAGUACUCGUUAAUGCGAAUGUGGAAAAAAUAAUUAUGAAUUCCUCCAAUACAAAGGCCUGUGGAGUGAUCGUGAAGAAAGGCAACAAACGAACCAGUAUUUUUGCACCUAUCAUUGUUUCAUCUGCAGGGUUGGCAGUGACAAUAAAUGACUUGCUUCCUUCAAAUAUUCCAAAAAAUUCACCGUGGUUCGAGGAAAUGAACAAACAUUUGAAAUUUCCGGGUCAUUCGUAUUUUCACGCCUUCGUGGGUCUUCGCGGUACAGUAGAAGAACUUGGUUUGAUCACCCACCCAUUGAGAAGUUUUGCGACGAACGAGCCCAUGAUGGAAAGAUGUGAGGAAAUGUCUUUCGAAGAAGCAAUGGAAGCUGAGAUCCCGAUGAUGAUGUUCCUGGGCUGCAGUGGUGCUGAUCCAACGAGCAGCUUAAGGAAUCCCGGGAAAUGUGUCGUUCAAUUGCUGAUGUGCGCAAGCAGCAAGUGGUUUUCUCAAUGGGAAGGAGGGAAACCAAUGCAUCGCGAUGAUGAAUAUGAAGCUCGGAAAAAUGCAUACGGUCAUAAAGCAAUUGAAACAAUGUACAGACUGUAUCCACAAUUGGAGGGUCGAAUUGAUUAUCUGAGCUUCGCAACGGAAGUAACUGUUCACCACUACUUGAACAGAAAAUCAGGAGGAUACUCAAAACUUGCACUCACCCCUUACAAGAUGUCUUUAGAAGCAUCAUUAAACUUGAGACCUGACACACCAAUCGAAGGGUUGUUCCUGACCGGCGAAGAUACAUUCAUAGUAGCAGUCAUAACAGCCAUCUUAUCUGGGACUAUAACGGCUUCGAGAAUUCUCAAUAGGAAUUUGAUUUUAGAAGGAUUGGUUUGGCAUUUUUAUGAUAAAUUACGGAGGCGCAUAUUCGGAGAUUACUCGUCACAGUUACCGAAUAAGGGCGAACCUCAUUCGUAACACGUUUUUUACGCAGGAAAUCUAAUGAUGAAUUCACGAAUGGUGAUGGAACGAUUUAUUAUGUGGUGUACAUUCAGCCCAAUUUGCGAAAGGCUUAGUUUUCUACGUGAUUCGGAAUGGUACCUCAAUUCCUCGAGAUCAUGCAAUGUUAUUUCAGGGGUAUCGCAAUUUGUUUUUUAUUAUUUUUCUAGCAUAGCUGUUAGUCUGUUAUUAUGAAGUCACGCGUGUCUCAUGAAGGGUGGAAAAGGGUCGAUUUAGCUUCGAGAAUUGAUACGCUGAUUCGAGGCUGUUAAAAUAUUCAUCAGUCGAGGGAAUUCUAUUGAUUGAAGUCCACGGUGAACAUCAAACGAGUUGAAUGACUAACUCAGGAAAUACGAUCAACUUUACUGGAAAAUCAAAUUGGUUUGAGGAUGACUCAGUUAUUGACUGAUUCGUGAAGCAAACGAAGUACAAAAAACACUAGCCUUUGUAUUGAAAUGAGGUACGAUAAAAUGUAUUCAAGAAAGUUAUCAUCAGGGGAAAUGAGCCAAUUUUCCGAAACUACCUAAUUGAUUUCACAAGGCUCUGUUAUUCAGAUUCCUUGCUUCAGUGAUCGGCAUAAAAUUGCAGGAUGAUUUAUUCUUCAAAUGACUGCAAGAGGAAGAUUCAGAAUGAAGUAUACAUAUUUUAAUUCAAACCAUCAGUUUCAUGUUCCAAUGCAUGAUUUCCAAAUUAUUUUUCCUUACAUUUGGAACUUGCUUGUUUUACAGGAUAUUUUCAAUUAAGCUUAUGUCUUAUGUGCGAAGGCAAAAGAACAGCUGAGCUUUCGAAUUCAAGUGUACAAUUGAAGGAGGGCUGAAUUCCACGGCCUUGUCUUUCUGGUGUUAUAAAGUGAGAUGAUUCAAUAAAAUGCAGUUCUCAUCUUAUUCCAAUUCAUGUCUCUAUUUAAAAAAAAAGUCAUUUAGUGACUGACAAAGAUUAUUG
This is a messenger RNA of Notodromas monacha, 2605 nucleotides long. NCBI's taxonomy places the organism in Eukaryota, Metazoa, Arthropoda, Ostracoda, Podocopida, Cyprididae. The record is from the annotation of a GenBank genome assembly.